AUGAAGGCCAUUUGCACAGCUAUUGACAAGACACCCAACUACGUCUUGUGGUCAGUCAGAUCACCCCACAAGGGUGUCGAGGGCUUUAGUGAACGGGGUUUCCCAACGUCAUUUGAGGGAAAACGGGCUAGGAUCGUCAAUUGGGUCAACCAGCCCCUCGUACUGCAACAUCGCGCACUCGGAGCCUUCAUGAGCCACUGCGGAUGGAACUCCACCAUUGAGGCCUGUACCCUCAGUGGCAAACCGGUCAUCUGUUGCCCUAUGGGUGCCGAACAAUUUGUCAACAGCCUGCUACUAACCACUCAAAUGAAGAAUGCUGUGGCCGUACGCGGCAUCGAUCAAGAAGUACUCGACUCCCAAGAUAUCGUCAGCAAAGUGAAUGAAGCAAUGACCAGCAGCGAUCUAAAAACUCGAGCCCAAGAAAUCAAGGGUCUGUGCAAUGAUUGCGCGAAGAAUACCAACGAGGGCGCGUGGAAAGUUUUAUUCGACUCCCUCGCGACGACCUCGAGUUAA
This is a messenger RNA of Gregarina niphandrodes, 513 nucleotides long. RefSeq names its product UDP-glycosyltransferase. NCBI's taxonomy places the organism in Eukaryota, Apicomplexa, Conoidasida, Eugregarinorida, Gregarinidae. The coding region runs from base 1 to 513 and encodes 170 amino acids. The transcript has a single exon. Gene Ontology annotation, molecular function: UDP-glycosyltransferase activity. The record is from RefSeq and is a predicted model, not a curated record.